Messenger RNA from Astyanax mexicanus (Mexican tetra), 3825 nucleotides. RefSeq names its product FtsJ RNA 2'-O-methyltransferase 3 (gene ftsj3). The record is from RefSeq and is a predicted model, not a curated record. The transcript has 21 exons. Lineage: Eukaryota; Metazoa; Chordata; Actinopteri; Characiformes; Acestrorhamphidae. Gene Ontology annotation, cellular component: preribosome, large subunit precursor; nucleolus; nucleus. Gene Ontology annotation, biological process: maturation of 5.8S rRNA from tricistronic rRNA transcript (SSU-rRNA, 5.8S rRNA, LSU-rRNA); rRNA methylation; maturation of LSU-rRNA from tricistronic rRNA transcript (SSU-rRNA, 5.8S rRNA, LSU-rRNA). Gene Ontology annotation, molecular function: rRNA (uridine-2'-O-ribose)-methyltransferase activity; rRNA (guanine) methyltransferase activity. Bases 106 to 2745 code for a protein of 879 amino acids.
ACCACGCGCCUCUAACCCCCACGUGUGGAGUCUGACUGAGGAGCUCGACGUGUUUAAAGCUUCAGACUCUCACCGGCUGCCUGUAUUUAUCUUUAAAAAGCGAAUAUGGGUAAAAAACUGAAGGUCGGAAAGACCCGAAAGGAUAAGUUUUAUCACCUGGCCAAAGAAACCGGUUACAGAUCCCGUUCAUCUUUUAAGCUCAUUCAGCUAAACCGUAAAUUCAACUUUCUCCAGAAAGCCAGAGCUCUUGUGGAUCUUUGUGCUGCUCCUGGAGGAUGGCUGCAGGUGGCGUCCAAGUUUAUGCCAGUGUCCAGUCUUAUUAUUGGAGUGGAUCUGGUCCCUAUCAAACCCAUCCCUGGAGUUGUUGCCCUGCAGGAGGACAUCACAACUGAAAAGUGCAGACAGGCUCUCAGAAAAGAGCUGCAGACAUGGAAAGUUGAUGUGGUACUUAAUGAUGGAGCACCCAACGUAGGAGCCAACUGGCAGCAUGAUGCCUUCUCUCAAGCUCAUCUCACUCUCAUGGCACUGAAGCUGGCCUGUGAGUUUCUUGCUAAAGGAGGGUCUUUUGUCACUAAAGUCUUUCGCUCCAAAGACUACCAACCCCUGAUGUGGAUCUUUCAGCAGUUCUUUAAAAAGGUGCAGGCCACCAAACCCCAGGCCUCUCGUAAUGAGUCAGCCGAGAUCUUUGUCGUCUGCCAAGGGUUUCUGUCUCCAGACAAAAUUGAUAACAAAUUCUUCGACCCCAAGCACGCCUUUAAAGAGGUGGAGGUGCAGGUGAAGACUGUGAAGGAGUUGGCCACGGACAAGAAACCUAAAGCAGAAGGCUAUAAUGAGGGUGACAUGAUCUUGUUUCACACUUUCUCAGUCACUGAGUUCUUGAAGGCUGAGAACCCGGUGGACUUCUUAAGCAAAGCCAGUGAAAUCACCUUCGACAAUCCAGAGCUGGAAUCUCACACAGCCACCUCUGCUGAAAUUUUAGAGUGCUGCAAAGAUAUCAAGAUUCUUGGACGGAAGGAGCUGCGUCUCUUGCUGUCGUGGAGAGCAAAACUAAGGAGGCAUUUGGCCAAAAAGCUAAAAGAGGAGGCCAAGCAACUGGACCAAGAAAUCAGCCUCAGCUCAAGUGAAGAUGAAAGUGAUACAGAAAAGGACAAGAAGAAGAAGAAGAAAGUGGAAAAGAAAGAAGAGAAAGAGGCAGAAGAGGCGGACAAUGAUGAAGAGGAGAUGGACAUGAAGCUGGCUAAGCUAAAAGCAGAGGAGAUUGCAGACCUGAAACGUAAAAAGAAGAAGCUCCUAAAGGAGCGGCGUAAGCAGAGAGAGCGAGUGGAGCUCAAGAUGGACCUGCCUGGAGUUUCCAUUGCAGAUGGGGGAGACUCCAGCAUAUUCUCCCUCAGCACCAUCAAAAAAGCCAAGGGUUUGAGUGAGCUCACUCUAGGGGACAUGAAGGGAGCGGAUGCUCUGGUGGAUGAGGGGGACGGGGAGGACGAUGUUCACAUCUCAGACUCUGAGAGUGACGGCAUUUCUCUGGCUUCAGACCUGGAUGAUGAGGACCUGGAGGAGAUUGAGAACAAUGAGAAACGGCUGCAGAAGAAGCUUCCCAAGAAAAAAGUUUCCUUCAAUAUGGAGGAGGAAGAGGAUGAAGGUGAGGACAAUGAACUCUUGGUUGAGUUGGAGGGUAAAGAUGAGAAAACAGAGCGAGAGACCAGCAUGUGGUUUAGUAAGGGAAUCUUCGCUGAGCUGGAUCUGGAUGCAGAUGGAGAUGCGAUGAAGGAAAUUCAACAGGCCCAGUUUCUCCAAAGCAAGCAGGCUGCAGGUAAGGGUAAAAAGAGGAAGGCUGAAGAGGAGGCCGAGGCUGCUGAGGAACAUGAGGAGGCCACAACUUCACAGGCAGCAGAAGGGAAAGCUGGCGAGGACGAGGAUAGCGAUGAUGACUCUGAUGAUGACAGCAGUGAUGAUGAACAAGAGAUUGCAAAAAUGAAGAAAGCCUCUGGAUCUGGUGAAUUCGCUGGUGAUGAUGAUGACUUUCAAGUAGUUCCAGUGGAGAGCACAAGUAAAAAAGCCCGAAUUCUGGACGCCGAAGGUCUGGCUCUUGGUGCUCAGAUUGCCACGUCCAAAAAGAGACGCAGGGACCUGAUAGAUGACUCCUUCCACAGGUUUGCCAACUCUGAGGACAUGAGCGAGGUGCCGUCCUGGUUCGUGGAUGAUGAGAAAAAGCACAGGAAGAAGCCCGUCCCCGUUACCAGAGAAAUGGUGGAGGAAUACAAAGAGAAGUGGAGGGAGAUCAACGCCCGUCCCAUCAAGAAACUGGCAGAAGCCAAAGCCCGCAAGAAGAAGAGGAUGCUGAAGAAGAUGGAGCAGGCCAAGAAGAAGGCUGAGGCAGUGGUGAACACCGUGGACAUCUCUGAAAGGGAAAAGAUGGCUCAGCUCAAAAGCAUCUACAAGAAGGCCGGGGUGGGUAAGGAGAAGAGGGAGGUGACGUACGUUGUGGCCAAGAAAGGUGCAGGCCGUAAAAUCCGCCGCCCUCCAGGACUCAAGGGCGUUUUCCGAGUGGUGGACGGACGAAUGAAGAAGGACUUACGAGGCAAGCAGAGGAAGGACCAGCAGAGCCAGGGCAAAGGGGGCAGAAAAGGUGGAAAGGGUGGGAAGGGUGGCAAAGGUGGCAUGGGUGGAAAGGGAGCGAACGCAGGCAGGGGGCCAAAGGCAGGCAAGGGAGCGAAAAUGGGCAAAGGGCGUCCAAACAGAAAGUAAAAACCAACUUUUGCCCAUUUUUUUAAGCCGUUACACUCAGCCUGGACUGCUGUAAUUAAGCUGAGUUGUACUGAAGCUCUAAAGACUGUGAGGACACUUGCGCUGCCUUAUGAGAGCCGCUUCUCCACCCUGCGGCUCGCUUUUGCGCUCUUUCACUGCUGGAGUGGACUUUAGCGUGGACUACAAAUUAUGAUCAAAUUCAUGAUUAUGGUGGGCGCUGCUCUUUAAUGCUGAUCUGUGAUCAGUAUUGAACUCUCUCCUGUAAUUGUAAAGAGGUGUCCUCUUAACAGGUUGUUCUAGUUCUGAUGUAUUGUGGUGCAUUUUCAGCUUUCAUCUCUACAGAUUUAAAGAAGCAUCCAACUUAUUAGCUAAUUAUUAAAGGGGAAAUCGACCAGUUGAUCAGAAUAUAUGAUUAACUAGUUACGAUGUUUAUUUACAAGGAAUAAGGUGCCUUAUUACAUAUAUAAGGUGCACAAAAAAAGAAAAAAUAUCUGGUGUGAGACACUCCAUCAAGAAACUCCCCAAAGCAAAAAUGUAUAGAGUGGUGAUGAAUAGAAUCAUCUGAAGAAUAUUCCGCUUUAUAGAACAUUUAUUAUAUACAAUUAUAAAUACACUGUCUAAUAGCACAGAUGAUGUUUGAACAUAGAUUUGAGAAUCUAUCUUUAUGAUUUUGUGAUUUAUUAGUAGCUGGGAGUAACACGGGUAAAGUGCAACAAAAUAGUCCCUAAAAAUUAGGAACUAUAUUUGUUCAUUCCGCUCUUUUCAACAAAUCUGAGUUGGUCAUUUUUGUCAGUUGGUCAAUUAACUGUUUCACGUCCACCCACUCAACUCAAAAACAAAAUGUUUUCUAAGUAUGUUAAAUACACUUGUAUUUAUACAGGAGUGAAAGGAUAUGACCUGUAUAGUCUUGUGUCUUUUACCAUAAAUGAGUGAAAUUCAAGCUUUCUCUCAUUCUCCUCCCUAAAGCCUGGGUUAGGUUUUUGUGUCCAAAAUGUGUUUUGGAUUAUUGAGAUUCUUUAACUGUGUAUUUUCACAGUUUAAUGUUAACCUUGUCAGUUUUAAUAAAAAGUGACAUGUUUA